AAAAUUGAUUCUAAUUAUUUUCAGUUUAUUUACUGUUGCAAAACUUCUUUCACCGACCGCUUCGAUAAAGCAAAUCAGAACGAGACUGAAAAAGUGCCACAAAGUUAAACUGCGGCAAUAACACACCUAAAGCCAAGCCAUCAAACAACAACAUAAGCAUUACAAUAAAAAUUGAACGAAUUGUAUUGAAACUGGAAAAGGAAUUUAGUUCGCGAAAAUGUUUGUGGCAAUAAAUCAAAUGAAUGGGCAGGCGGCCAAAAGGCGCAAAAAGGAGAACAAAAGGCGCGCGGCGGCAGCUGUUGUUACCAAAGUUGCUGACGAUGGGGCAGAGACUAUACACGGCGGUGGUCUAACAAUGCCGGAAGGUGGAACACAGGCGGAAGCAGAGACGACAAUACCCGCAACACAACCGUCAGUUGAUGUAACGGCAUCGGCGGCUAGCUCGACGUCCAGUUCGACGGCCAAUCUCAUUGACGAUAUGUUGCUCGAUUUUGUAGCCGUCAGCACGACAAUGACAGCCGCUGCGAAAACCAAAAUUGCAACAAAGCCAGUGGCAGAGGAAUCGCAAUCGACGGCGAAAUGUAAAAAAUGCCAACACGCGCUUUCAAAUGUUGAAUGCCGCCAGCUACAUUCGAAGGCCUCCGCGUUUUCAACAUCCCACUCUGGCUGCCGCUGUGAAUGCGAUUCCGUGAAUAAAAGUUUAUACGGUUCUGCAUCGACGGCCGCAUCCACGAUCACAACCAAGUUUAACCCGCCCACGCCUUCAACGCCAAAUGCGACGCCACCUACGUCAUUGUAUGCGGUGUAUAUGUGCCUAGGUACCCUCGCUCUGGCCGUGGCCACACUGUCGGUGCUCUUCUACUCGCAUGUACACUCCGUCGCCAGCAACAAAAGCGCGAGAAUCAAUAGCAAAAUGCCGAUGGCGAUGACGCCGACAGAUGCGCAUUUAAAUUUGGCUGUAUUCCGGGAGCAAUUUCAACGUGAACUGCUCGCAUCGGAGCAUGUGCUGCGCGGCAUAGUUUCGCAAGUACUAGACCAGCGGGAGGGCAAACGAAAGGAACAAGCAACAAGCGGACACAAUGUCGUGUUUGGUGGAGCUGAGCCGAUCCAUAGCUACCAGCAACGCACGAUUCGAGCGACGGCAGAAGAAAAGACAGCAACGAUGCUGGCUGACGAUGGAACGCUGGUGAGAAAUGAGCGCAAAUAUGUUGGACAUGUCAGACACGUGGCAGACACCUCAACGACCGCGAAUGCCGCAGAAACCGCUGCGGUGCAGGGCAGUACGGGUCGUGUGGCAAGAAGAGUACGUCGUGAUAUUACUUCUUCGCCGGCUGCUAUGCAAUCCGAUCCUUUUAUCGAGUUUUUCAACCCGGAUCACCGCAAAGUGCUGGAAGAGCAGGAUAAGGAAAUACGCAAACGUACAGGACUGAAAGGAGCUGCGCCCGGCGGUGACGAGUGGAUUUACUUAAAUACCUACUGUCGAGUGCCGGAAAAAAUCAUAACUGGUUUCUGCAAAGGCACCCAAGACUAUUGUCCGCCUGCGCCGCAAGGUCCUCCGGGUCCGGUAGGUCCCAAAGGUACAACAGGACCACCGGGUUUGCCCGGAAUUCCAGGGCCGAAGGGCAAUCGAGGUGAUGUUGGUCUACCAGGGCCAAGGGGAGUUGAUGGUGCUAAUGGCCCGAUCGGGCCACGUGGACCGAAAGGUGAUAUUGGCAUACCCGGUCGUGCUGGUCUCGACGGACGUGAUGGUGUGCCAGGUGAGCCUGGUUUAGAUGGUGUACCAGGACGUGCUGGUGCCGACGGCAUACCUGGCAAAGAUGGUCUACCCGGUUUGGAUGGGCGAGAUGGUCUAAAUGGCAAGGACGGCAAAGAUGGUGCACCCGGACCGAAGGGAGCUCAGGGACCACAAGGAGAGAGAGGAUUAAAAGGUAUUGCUGGACCUCGUGGUCGGCCAGGAAAAUCCGGAAAGGAUGGAACGCCAGGAAUUCCUGGAAUUAACGCAUGGAAAGUGCAGUUACUAAAUGGCAGUUUCUCCAAUGACUUACUCAUUCCACCAUCAAUUGCGGACUUGAAUACGCCGCACAUAGAACGCUUCGUAAUCGUCGAGGAGGGCAAGACUUUGAAUCUGAGCUGCGCCGCCAGCGGCAAUCCGAUGCCGCAUGUGGAGUGGCGACGCGACGACGGACGCACAAUUAAUAUUAACGGCGUUGAAAUGUCGUCAGUUAGCGGGCCUUACUUGAAAUUCACGAACAUUACUCGGCAUCAAAUGGCUGCCUACACGUGCUAUGCGGAUAACGGUCUGGUGCCAGUCGCGAAUGCCACCUUCCUCAUUCAGGUUCACUUUUCGCCAAUGAUUGCCGUGUACCGACAAAUGAUUUAUGCUGAGUACGGACAGAGUGCAACGCUCGAAUGUAUGGUGGAGGCAUUUCCUGAGGCAAUCAAGUAUUGGGAGCGUGCUUACGAUGGAAAAACUCUAGAUCCGGGCGAUAAAUACCAAAUCGAGACAUACACUGACAGUUUCAAGACAACAAUGCGUUUGACCAUCACGAAUUUGAGGAAAGACGACUUCGGCUACUACUACUGUGUGGCACGCAAUGAAAUGAACGCCACAAUGGUCAACUUUGAAAUUGCGCCGCAAGAUCCCAACAGCGAGAUACCAUAUGUAGGAAAGGAAAUUAAAUUCUAUGGACAGCGGCCACCGGAAAGUGAAUGUCCAUUGUGUGAGCAAUGCCCAGAUCCAAGGUGAGUUUAUGUGGUAACAAGUUUACAAAAAAAACAAAAAACA
Bactrocera dorsalis (oriental fruit fly) is the source of this 2785-nucleotide messenger RNA. RefSeq lists its product as uncharacterized. Bases 218 to 2746 code for a protein of 842 amino acids. The transcript is spliced from 11 exons. Lineage: Eukaryota; Metazoa; Arthropoda; Insecta; Diptera; Tephritidae. The record is from RefSeq and is a predicted model, not a curated record.